This is a messenger RNA of Striga asiatica, 348 nucleotides long. NCBI's taxonomy places the organism in Eukaryota, Viridiplantae, Streptophyta, Magnoliopsida, Lamiales, Orobanchaceae. The record is from the annotation of a GenBank genome assembly.
UCUCGUCUUCUUCAAGCAAGAGAAUUAACACAACUCACUUCCCCUGACAACAUUAUGGAUGAGAGAGCUAUUAUGCGGGAAGUAUUUGGUACUCGGCGAGGUCAUGAAUGCGGUUUUGGACGGAUCCUUAAGGGGUCCAAGUCCACCGCCAUUCAUGAUAUCCCAGAAUCAUCUAUUAAUUCAAAUUCUACUAGAAAAGAUACUCAAGGUGCUACCCCGAAUGCUGAAAGUUAUUUUGAGAAAAUGUCAAAGGCGCUUGCACGACUAAAGGCUAAGGUUGGGAUUGACGUUGAUGAAGAGAAGGAGACGGUUGCUCAAUUCACUCAUCAAGAGCAUGAGAAUGGGCAA